CAGUCAAACACUGUCAGUGAAGAAACACAGUCCAGAUCGUGUGAAAGACAACUGGAACAGGCAGCUCCUGAUGAAGAUGAAUUGAUCUAUGCUACAGUUUCAUUUAUACAGCAUUAAAAUGGUAAACAGGUUAACUUCUGAAUCAAAUGAAACAACACAAACAUUGACAUAUCAUUAUCACUUACUGCAAUAGAUGCUGGAUUACAAAAUGAUGCAUUAAAGCAGUGUUUCUCAAACUUUUUCAGCCCAAGGACCACUUUAUCUUCCAAUUUUUUUCUGAGGACCACCUAACUGAAUCCCACUCUAACACGCCCCUAAAAACAACAAAAUAGGAAGGAUAAGCUAAAUUUAAGUUUAAUAUGCACUAAUAACAAAUUUUUUAAACACAAAUGCAAUGCUAUGUUCAGAAAUAUAUUAAUUUUAUUUCAUUUGAAAAAGUAAAUGUGAAAUGAGUUUCAGCUUAAUAUGAAAAAUCUACUUAAAUAAGUGACGAUUGUAUAAACACCUAGUUUAGGUCAUCUUUUGGCGGACCACUGGGGGGGUUUGGCAGACCACUAGUUGUCCGCGGACCACACUUUAAGAAUUACUGCAUUAAAGGGAUGAUUCACACAAAAAUGAAAAGUCUGUCAUCACUUACUCCCCCUAAUGUUGUUUUAAACCUGUAUGAGUUUCUUUAUUCUGUUGAACACAAAUAAAGAUAUUGUGAUAAACAGGGCCACUUUUCAUCCCGGGAGUUUCAGGCCCAAGACCGGCCCACUUUUUCCAUGGUGGAAUUCCACUCACAUGGUACAACCCAUGCAGAGGCUGUGCGCUGCGGUGUCAGAAUGCAGAACGUGUGUACUGUUAUUUAAGAGAAGAUAGACUCACUAAUGUGACAAAUGUAAAAAAACAAAAACCUCGACCGGCCCAAAAGUGAAGCGGCCCACCGGGAAUUCUCUCGGUUCUCCCGAUUACCCACCCUGGGCCUGGUGAUAAAUGAUGGGAAGCAUACCCAUUGACUGUACACUGUACGCCCACAGUGGCAACCUGGCACACCUAAAAAUGGAUGCAAAAUAAUUUUUUAUAGUCUCAAUAAAAAUGUUUGACAAACUUGUGCUAUUGUUGUUUCCUUAGAAUGUAUAUAUUUUUAAAAUCAACCCUUUCAUGCGUAAGUUAAAAAUAUUUUAACUGACCUCGUGUCCAUGCCGACACGUCUUGAUUGUCACGUAACACACCGCAGCCACUAUAACUAACAGAUUUUUGCUAUUCAUUUUAUUUAGUUUUUCCUUUUAUUAUUAAAAAUAUUCACUAACUUGCUUACCAUGUCAACUAUCUGAUAUUCUGAUUCUUCAUUUAAAAACUUUUAUAAAUUAUCUUGAUUUAUAACAAGAUGAGCGCUGCAGUUCAGAGAGUUCUGUCAACCGGAUUUACAGCACCUGAAUUCCCCAGUUUCUCCCGAAAUACAUAAAAGUAGUGGCUGUUGAACUGGGAAAAGAAUAGAGUAUCGUUAGACUUUAUAGUUCUGCGACGUGUGUCUGAUUUAUGAAUAAAACAUAUCGGCAAAUUACAUUUAAAUAGAUUGUUUUUCUGCUUCCCUUUCAUAGACAUCAGUGUGUAUUUUACAAACUACAAAUGUAUUGUUUUACUUGUACUUAUGUGUAUUUAAAUGUCGGAAACAUAAAAUAAACAUUAUGUGGUUGGUUGAAAACACUACAUAUUAGUUGUGAUAUAAGACAAGCGCUGAUCGCGUCCGUCUCUGGCUCAGCACCAACCAACGCGCAAAAGCAGUUUGUUAUAGCAUUGUUAACUUAUAUGCUUAUAGUUAAUAAUUUUGCACAGUAGGCAAUAUGACAAUAAAUGUGGCACACACAGAUUUUCAGAUGCACACCCAGAGUCUCUUUUUUGGCUACUGUAAUGGGGAAACAGUAAUUUAUUUGAUUACUCGUUAUUAAAAAAUAACCCCGUUUAUUUAUAAUGCCGUUAUUACCAUCGCUGCUUCUAACUGAGUGGUUAUCAUCAUUAAUCAAAAUAUAAUUUUUAUAACAGAAACUCAUACAGGCUUAGAUCAACAUGAGGGUGAGUAAAUUAUGACAGCCUUUUCAUUUUUUAGGGAAACUAUCCCUUUAAGAAUAAACUAUACUGUAUUUCAUUGAGACUGGCCUUCAUAUCUCUCUAGAUCAAAAGAACAUGAGAACACAGAUUAGGCAUUAUCAAGACAGGAACUGAACAUGGGAGGUGUUACCGUCUGCUGUCAUCAUCGAGAAGAUAAAACAGAAGAUAUAAAUAGACACAUGUGAACUGACAUCAGCACUAAUGUGGCAUUCACCACAUUUGAGUGACUUAUUGUUGAUCUUUGUUGUUGAUUUCACUAACAAUUCAUUGUACCUGCUGAUUUAAUGCCUCUGAGAAAGUGUCCAAAACCUGGGGCAGUACCGUUUUAAAAAGUACACAUUUUUACUUAAAGGUACAAAUUGUAAGAUAUUUGCAGUAAAAUAUCCAAAACCACUAGUCCAGUGUUAUAUAUUUUAUCCAGCUGAUUACUAACAAUAUCUAUAAUGUUUUCAACUACUUGUAAAUUAUGAGAAAAUUGCUAUUCUAAACAGUGACACGGGGCAGUGCAGUCACCUGUCAAUGACGUUAAUAUCCACGUUACACCUUAACGUAAUUAACACUUAAUUCUGUGCUGUGUUAACACACCAUGUUGGACUAAUACUGUAACAUCUAUGACUAACAUUUGCUUUUAAACAUUACAUGAAACCUUACAUAAUGAAAUAAAACAAUGUCAUCAAACGCAACAUUUAUAAAACCUGAUUACCUCAUCUGUCAACAUGAUUUCUCAACAUGAAAUCCCAUCAUUCCACGCUGCUGCAGAGCAUCAUUAAUCUACAUCAGUGUUAUUGUUUUAAUUGUGCGCCCUCUAGUGGUGCGGAUUUUACAAAUUGCAUCUUUAAAGGAUGCAUAUUAGUACAUCAAAGGUACAUAUUGCUACCAAAUACACUCACCUAAAGGAUUAUUAGUAACACCACACUAAUACUGUGUUUGACCCCCUUUCGCCUUAAUUCUAUGUGGCAUUGAUUCAACAAGGUGCUGAAAGCAUUCUUUAGAAAUGUUGGCCCAUAUUGAUAUUAUAGCAUUUUGCAGUUGAUGGAGAUUUGUGGUAUGCACAUCCAGGGUACGAAGCUCCCGUUCCACCACAUCCCAAAGAUGCUCUAUUGGGUUGAGAUCUGGUGACUGUGGGGACCAUUUUAGUACAGUGAACUCAUUGUCAUGUUCAAGAAACCAAUUUGAAAUGAUUUGGUCAUAAAGGGAUGGACAUGGUCAGAAACAAUGCUCAGGUAGGCCGUGGCAUUUAAAUGAUGCCCAAUUGGCACUAAGGGGCCUAAAGUGUGCCAAGAAACAUCCCCCACAAGUUGGUCAUAAAGUGAGUCUGUGGGUAGCAAAGGAAAUGGCACAUUUGCAGGGCCAGUGCAAGCUCAGCUGAUGCAGUAAGCAAAACAAAUUAGGCAAAUAAUAAACACAAGAACUGCAAAAGUUACAUUAGCUAAAGAGUUGUCAUAUGAAAAUGCAAAAGUGAUAUGAGAAGAGUGAAAAUGCAAUGUUUGCAAAUCCUUUUAAGCCUUUAGAUAAUUUGUUUAACUAAGAGUAUUAAACUUGUGAUCAGACUCAUUAAUAUGAUCUAAUAUAUUAUAAUACAACGCAAUACUAUAUAAUAUUAAUAUAAUCCUGGCCGCAGUAUAAUGCAAGGAAUUUUUCACAAAAUAUGUCAACAUCACCAAAGUAGACAUUAAAUUAUGAUGAGUUUUAGCGACCAUAUAAUAUGGAUGCUGUUUAUAAUCGUGUCCAAAACUUGUAGUUUUUGUUCAUAUCUUAAUUCUGUUAAGAGGUUAUUUAAGUAGUCGUGGCUUGAAAUAGAUGGAAAAUUGAGGAGCUUGUGCUGCCUCUAUAUGCAGAGCUCAAUGUAAACUGCAGCUUUCUUGCCCACCUAAUAAACCCCCUGGUACUGUAAGUCACAUGACUGAUAACUAUCAAACGCUUAGAAAUGCUGUGACCACGACCCUUAUCAAGCAUUCUCACACAGACAUGAUGAUAACUAGUCUACUGCUUGUGUUUCUCCUAACAGACUUCUCAGGAUCUGAAGAAGUCCACAUAAUCAGUAAAAUUUCUGUUCAAAAAGAACAAACUAUUAUAAUCCCUUGUUUAUAUGAAGCUAAUUAUGCUAGUUCCCCAAAAUACUUGAGUUCUGGUUAUUAUUUCAUUUUCAGUCAUUAUGUACAUGAGAGAAUAUCGAUUUUGGAUUACAAAACAAAAAACAUUUUCACAGCGAUACUAACGGAUGUUAAAGUGAGUGACAGUGGUUAUUACUGGUGUGGUGUGCAACAACCUGGAAGUGAUCAUGCCACAAGCCUUUACUUAGAGGUCACAGAAGGCAACACAAAGCUCUCCGUCUUCAGUCAAAAUGUAACAGGCUAUGAAGGCGAAAGUUUAACCAUUCAGUGUCAUGGAGCAUCAAAACUGUGUAAGAUCGGAAGAGCGUGUGUUAAAGAAAAUAGAGGAACCUUAAAUAAACCUAUAGUGGGUAUAAGCGGUGAUGACAAAGUCCUGAAUGUGACUUUUAGAGGACUGCAGAUGGAGGAUGCUGGUUGGUACUUCUGUUCUGAUGGGGAAUCACAAAUGCCUCUUUAUAUUCAUGUGAAAAAGCCCCAAUAUUCAAAUGACUCCUCUGAUAUGCCACUCUAUCAAACAACGUCUAGUGUUUCUAUACACUUUCUAUGGUUUCUCAUUUUGCUGCCAAUAAUAAUCUGUGGAGUUGUGAAAUUGCUAGACUUCAUAAAAAGAAAACCGAAAGCAGCUGAUUCAGAUCUCUAUGUAUCCAUGAAGAGGAAACAAUUACCUAAAGAAAAUAGUCGUGGGGUUCAAUGUGAAAACCCCUAUGAAGUUAUGACUGGGUCUGGGAUCAAAAACAACCCUGAGGAUACAAAAACAUAUAUGCUUCUAUGGUAAAAAAUAAAAAACAGAGAGAUGAUUUACGUUUUAUUUGUACUAUUUGUAAUUUGUUAAUGCUGUGUGUUCAUCAAAAUCCAUAAAAAAUAAUAAAAACAUUGUUUUGUUAAUUAUUAUUAUUAUUUUCAACCCCGUGUUGUGUCAAAAAGGGACAAAUCCAGCUGUUGGGUUAAAUUAAACCAAACAAAAGUUUAUAUGUGACCCAACAAUGGGUUAAAACAACCCAGCAUAGGCUAAAUUACAACGCAGUGUAGGUUGGGUUCGUCCCUUUUUGAGCAUUUUUUAGAGUUGGAGA
Misgurnus anguillicaudatus (oriental weatherfish) is the source of this 5275-nucleotide messenger RNA. RefSeq lists its product as uncharacterized. NCBI's taxonomy places the organism in Eukaryota, Metazoa, Chordata, Actinopteri, Cypriniformes, Cobitidae. Gene Ontology annotation, cellular component: plasma membrane. Gene Ontology annotation, molecular function: transmembrane signaling receptor activity. The record is from RefSeq and is a predicted model, not a curated record.